AUGGCUUCCCUCUCGCCGGUCAAAGCGACGACCACCACUGGCAAGACGACGGCGUCGCUGGCGGCGACGGACGACGCGGUGUGCGACUGCCCGCUGCGCCGCCACAAUGUGAGGGUCAUCGGGACCGGCAAGACGACGCUGCUGCUGUCGCACGGCUUCGGCACCAACCAAAAGAUCUGGGACGGCGUGUUAUCGCACCUGGACCUGCAACACUCCUUCCGCGUGGUCCUCUGGGACCUCAUGGGCGCCUUCAGCACGCCCGCCGCCUCCUACGACUUUCAGCGCUACGGCUCGCUGUUCUCGCACGCGGACGACUUACUAGAGGUACUGGAGGAGCUGGUGGAGCAGGGGAUGCUGGGCCAAGACGACGGCGUGGUGUGUGUGGGGCACAGUGUCAGCGGCAUGGUGUCGCUGCUCGCGAGCCUUGAGCGGCCCGGCGCGUUCCGACGGCUGCUGCUGCUUGGGUCCUCGCCCAGGUACCUCAAUGAUCCACCCACAGGCUACAUGGGCGGGUUCAACCCCCCAGACCUGGAUCAGAUCUUCCUGGCCGUGAGGGAGAACUACAUUGCGUGGGUGUCGGGCUUUGCGCCGCUCAUGGUGGGGCGGGACAUCAGCAGUCCGGAGGUGCGCGAGUUCAGCGAGACCAUGCUGCAAGUGCGCCCGGAUAUCGCUCUCAGCACGCUCCGAACGGCGUUUCAGUCUGACUUCCGGCACCUCCUGGGACGGGUGUCAUGCCCAGUGACGGUUCUAUCCACAGGGGUUGACGCUGCAGUGCCAGUGCAAGUGAGUGAGUACCUGAGGGAGGCCAUACCUGGCGCGUGCAUGGAGCUGCUACCCACGCAAGGCCAUCUCCCCCACCUCACCCACCCUGCUGUUGUCGCCCAAGCCAUCCAACGCCACGCUUCUGCGCCGCUGUGA
Molecule: messenger RNA, 918 nt
Organism: Closterium sp. Yama58-4
Lineage: Eukaryota; Viridiplantae; Streptophyta; Zygnematophyceae; Desmidiales; Closteriaceae
Source: the annotation of a GenBank genome assembly